Messenger RNA from Nerophis lumbriciformis (worm pipefish), 1521 nucleotides. Lineage: Eukaryota; Metazoa; Chordata; Actinopteri; Syngnathiformes; Syngnathidae. The record is from RefSeq and is a predicted model, not a curated record.
AUGUCUGAAGAAGAGUUGGAAGAAAUUGUACAGAUAACAGUGGAAGACUUUAGCUCGGAGAGCCGAACAGCAAACAUGCUGGAAAAUCAAGGACAAAAUGAGGCCAGUCCUCAAAAGAAAAAGAGAAAAUUCAGCAACAGCCAAGAAAACAGCAGCAACAACCAGGACAUAGGUUACAUUAAGAACCUGAUGGUCUCAUUCACUUCAUCAGUCAGCCAGCGAUUGGAAGGAAUUGAAUCCAAACUGCAGGCUCUGGACGCCACAUGUAAGGCUCUAGCGCAAAAGCUGGAUAGCAUGGUGCCUUGUGCUAAGAAUUCUAUCCAGGUUCCUAUGGUCUCUGGGUCACCCCAAGGGGCGACUCAGACCUGGAACAAAGUGCGAUGUGUUGUUCCACAAACAAAUGUGAUUGUUAGCAGUGAAUCCAUGAAGCAGGAAGACCCCUCACUGGAAAACCUGCUCAGCAACACUGUGGCGAAGAGGCGCCAAAACACAAUCCUGGUGAAGGUGCCAGGCCCAGAGGAGAGUCAGGAGGAAGUGGAGAGUGGUUCUGAGGCUAGUGACUCCGUUUCCAAUGGUGGACAUCCCAACAAUGCACAAAAUGGGCAAAAUGUCACACUCAUCACACUCAACUCAGAGGAAGACUACCCAGGAGGCACAUGGUUAGGUGAUGAGAGUAACCCAGAAAUGCGUGUUCGUUGUCCAGUUUCAGCAGCCGACAUGCUCCAUAUCUCGUCAAACUGCCGCACAGCAGAAAAAAUGGCACUCACACUAUUGGACUACCUUUUCCAUCGGGAGGUCCAAGCCAUGUCCAAUCUCUCUGGACAGGGCAAACACGGCAAGAAACAGCUGGAUCCGCUCAUGAUUUAUGGCAUUCGUUGCCACUUGUUCCACAAAUUUGGCAUCUCCGAGUCAGACUGGUAUCGCAUCAAGCAAAGUAUUGACUCAAAGUGUCGAACUGCCUGGAGACGCAAGCAGCGUGGUCAGAGUUUGGCUGUCAAGAGCUUUUCCAAACGUACGCCUCAAGGUUCAGGCUCAGACGGAGGCCUUGCAGAAGAAGGCUCCCACAUAGAAACUGCUACCCAGCAGACCUUGCACUACACACUGGCCAAUCAGCAGGUCCAGUUCCAUCACAUUGGAGAGGAUGGACAAGUUCAAGUUAUUCCACAGGGCCAAUUGCACAUUGCCCAGGUACCUCAAGGAGAGGAGGUACAGAUCACUCAGGACAGUGAGGGGAACCUCCAGAUCCACCAGGUGCACGUUGGUCAAGAUGGACAGGUACUUCGGGGAGCUCAGCUCAUAGCUGUAGCGUCAACUGAAGGGGGGGCAGCAGCGGUAGAGGGCACCUCUCUCCCCGCUGACAUACAAGUGCAGUAUGUUCAACUUGCUCCUGUCACAGAUCACACAGCAACAGUACAGGCUGCUGAGCUUACGCCAGUCCUGCAAGCAGACAUGGAGGUGAAAGAUACCAUCCAGGCAGAGAACGGCGAGGUGGUCCAAAUAGUGUCUUCUGUGGCUACCUGA